Molecule: messenger RNA, 4808 nt
Organism: Perca flavescens (yellow perch)
Lineage: Eukaryota; Metazoa; Chordata; Actinopteri; Perciformes; Percidae
Gene: get4
Product: guided entry of tail-anchored proteins factor 4
Exons: 9
Coding region: 86-1057 (323 amino acids)
Biological process (GO): protein insertion into ER membrane
Cellular component (GO): cytosol; BAT3 complex
Molecular function (GO): protein binding
Source: RefSeq, a predicted model, not a curated record
GGCAAGCGACGAGGGUCCGUUAAAGCUUUCAGGAUUUCCACUGUCAACACUUGGCUCUCGAGCGCUGCUGUGCAGAGCAACGACGAUGUCGGAGCAGGAGUCUCUGAGGUGCUCAAGUGCCAGAAACCGUGGAGGCGUACAGAGGGUCGAAGGAAAACUGCGAGCCAGUGUAGAAAAAGGGGAUUACUAUGAAGCACAUCAGAUGUACAGGACUUUAUUUUUUAGGUACAUGUCACAGGCGAAACAUGCUGAGGCCAGGGAGCUGAUGUACAAUGGCGCUCUGCUCUUCUUCAGCUAUAACCAGCAAAACAGUGCAGCGGACCUGUCCAUGCUGGUCCUUGAUGUGUUUGAGAAAUCGGAGACUAAAGUCGACGAUGAAGUAUUAGAAUGCCUGGCUAAGCUGUUCAGCCGGAUGGACCCAAACUCUCCAGAGAGAGUAGCGUUUGUGUCCAGAGCCUUGAAAUGGUCCACAGGAGGGUCCGGCAAGUUGGGUCACCCAAAACUACACCAGUUGCUAGCUGUCACCUUGUGGAAAGAGCAAAACUACAGCGAGUCUCGUUACCACUUCCUGCAUUCGUCUGACGGGGAGGGCUGUGCACAGAUGCUGGUGGAGUAUUCAGCGGCACGAGGCUACCGCAGCGAGAUUGACAUGUUUGUGGCGCAGGCCGUCCUACAGUUCCUAUGCUUAAAGAACAAAAACAGCGCUUCCGUGGUGUUCAGCACAUACACAGAGAAACACCCGUCCAUAGAGAAGGGCCCUCCCUUCGUCCAGCCCCUACUAAACUUUAUCUGGUUUCUGCUGCUGGCAGUGGAUGGGGGUAAAUUAACAGUUUUCACAGUGUUAUGUGAGCAAUAUCAACCUUCCCUGAAGAGGGACCCCAUGUAUAAUGAGUAUCUCGACAGAAUAGGACAGGUUUUCUUCGGCGUCCCGCCCAAACAAUCUCCAUCGUAUGGUGGACUGCUAGGAAACCUGCUGAACAGCCUGAUGGGUUCGGGCGAGGAGGAUGACGGCGCCGAAGAAGCCCAGGAGGACAGCAGCCCCAUAGAGCUGGACUGAGCCUGCCCCCGGGACAAAGAACAAACGAACACACACACAAACGCGCACACAUACACACCCAAAAAGAGGAAGACGGCGUCGCCUCCCUCCUUCACCUCCACACAGAGGGCGGGGGCGAGGCGCCGGUCCAUGUUUUCAGAGGCGUGCGGUUUCCAAAAUAAACCUCUUCCCACCCAUCCAGUCUUAAAAUCCCAGAAUCCGAAAGUAUCAGGCCGCCCAAACAUCCCUCUCAGCACUGCCGGGACUUAUUAUAUUAUAUUAUUUUAACCUUUUUUUUUUUUUUUUGUUUGUUAGUUUAAGACUCUUACUCUCUGAUUAGGGUGUAGGAUUUUUAAACCAGAGCUAACAAACUGCCCUCUCCCUGUGAAAACCUGCUCCCAAGUGAUGGGGAAUGGGUCUGAGUCUCCCAGAGGAGAGGAUAGCAUCGCUAGUGAAAGCUCUCGUCAUAACGUUGGUAACGACGUCAUUACAAGAGGGUUUAGUCAACGCCCUACAACUACUCAACUGCUUUUGUUUGCCCGACAGCCAUACGGAGCUCCGAUCAGAGCCGUGGCGUUGCUGCUGUUGGCGCUUUUUCGCAGCUUUCUCCGUUUAAAACUCUUGUUCUUUCAGUAGUAAGUUUAAAAUUGUACAUGUAGUCAAAGCCACCGGUCAGUUUCUCGUGUUCUUUGUCCUUUUUUAGCAAUAUGGACAAAAAGACAACAAAGCUCUUUUGUAAGUUAUUAUCAGAGGUCAUUAAGCACCUCGAUUAUCAACCAAACAAACUUUUUCUCCCCCACCCACGGAUUAUAGUGGGGGGCUGUAACUUCUAUUCUAGUGAAUUACUGCAAACAUACAGCUGUCUGUAUACAAAUAGCUCUACUGUAGAGGUCCCACUUUUUAACUGGUGCUGUUUGCAUCUCCAAAGGGCAAUUGUGUGAAAAAAUCCAAUUUGGGCUUUUAAAAAAAAAAAAAAAAAAAAUUCUGGCAAUAAGGUGUUUAAAGCACUUAAAGCGUUUGUUUUGCUGGUUGCUGGCUCUGGGUGCCUGUCUAUGUGUCGCUGUGAAAAAUAAAAUGUCAAAGUUGGGGUUAUACCUUCCAAGUCUGUAAAGUGAUCUUUAGGAGGGAAGUGAGACACUGUGAAAACCUUUUGUCCGUUGGAGUGAAUCUUGCUUUUCAAGGUAGCUGACAAUUUCUGGCUUUUGUUCAAUUCAGUUUUUUUUUUUUUUACGUUUUGAACAAGUUAAUCCAACGUCAGUUCAGCCAGUGCACAUCAGAAGUGUGAUUCCUACAGUAGCUUAACAUUCAUCAGUGGCCCACAGAAAGCACACUCGCUCUGCUCCUUUUCUCUCGACAGCUUUGUUUCUUUUCUCACAACUUCCGCUUCUUUAUGGUCUUGGUGACAUUCGAUCAGUCUAGGUCAAAUUUCAGUUUAAUACUAGGGAAACAAGGAAAGUCCAAAGGUCUUCCAACGUAGAGUAAUAUUUAUUCACUUCUGUGUAAUUAUCUGUGUUGGAUUGUGAAAGUCCAAAAUAGCCAAUACUAAAUAAGUGAUGAUAAAAUAAAUAAUUGUGUGAACCAACUUAGCUCGGUAAAACUCAACUCAUUUUUUUUGGGAAGGUUAUGUUUUAGGAAAACUUUUAAAAAAUAAAAUCUAAAGUCAAAGAAAAAUAGAAAAUAAUUCCAUGAAAAUGAGUUGUUUUGACUUAUUUAUUUAAAUACCUCACAGGUUAAUUGGUUCCUUUUUUAAACAUGUCACUCCUAUUGACAUGCUUGUUUGUUUUUCAUAAACUUUAAUAUUGGCCAUUUUGGGCUGGCUCGACGUGGCCGUGCUACAGAGGGACAGACGGAACAGUGUUGAGUUGUCGACGCGUAUGCACUGCAGCAGUCAUCCGGUUGAUAACAAGAGUGAGAGAAACUGCCAAUAUUUUUGCUUGAAACGCCCGUCCACACUAAGAACGCUAACCACGGCAACGUGAGCAUCCACACUGCUGAGCGUCGAGCCCGCGCUGCGCACUCCAGCUGAUAACGCAUAAUCCACUGAUACAGCAGACGUUGCAAGUAGGAUUACAGGAAUGUCUGUAGCAAUUUAGGGAUGCACCAAAUUCUGAUUUUUGGGGUUUGGCCAAAUACCAAAUCCACUGGUUAACAUUCUGCCGAAUCUGAAACAGAAUACCGAAUCCUACUCCCGUCCUCAGUCCAUUAACACAGUAAACACAUUAAUGAAGUAAACAAAUGGUUAACACAAGGUUUUAGCUGUGACUGUCCUUCCUUUUGCCGUACCUGAAGUCGCUGCAUUUUGACUGCUGUCUGUAGAUUCCUUCAUGCACAACCCGUAUUCUUUCGGAUGUUUUAACAGCGGCGAUGUUGUGUGUUGUUUAGGGUCCUCACCACCACGAGACAAAUCAGCAUUGCAAAUUGAACACGUGGCUGGACUUAAAUCACUUUCUUUUGACUGAAAGUACUGCCAAACACUUUCUGCUCACGAGUUCCAUUUUUGAGUUCCAACACUCCACCUACGUAAACACCUUCCUGUAAUCAACAUCGACCAGCGUAGUGCAAGCGUAGGGUUCGAUUCAGUGGGGGAAAAAAAAUUCUAAAGGUUCGGCAGAAACCGAACCCCGUCAAAAAGCCCAGUAUUUUUCCGAAUCCGGACCAUAAUCCUGGAUUUGGUGCAUCCGUAGGAGUAAUAUCCUACAUAUUUGUGAAAUCACGUAGGCUCCACUUUAUGAACUAAGAGUCUACCGGCGCCACUACCUGUGUGAAACAAAUCUCUCCGCAGUGUUCUCUCUCUCCCUGCCGUGCCAUGAUAUCAAUUCAGAUGGAUUCUGAUUUGUUUAUCGUUCAUCAAAUCGCUCUGAAAGUGAUCCCAGCGAUUAGCGUUGGCCGUUGUCGUUAGAGUUGCAGCGCGGACUCUGCCACCCACUGGAGUUGGAACAAUUUUCAAAACUAUAUAUUUAUAGAGAUGGUUCUAGUUACCGCUCUUGGUGUGGACGGCCCUUAACAGUAUUGCGUUGGUGAAAAGUCCCGAUUUCUGGUCGGAGUUUACAUCCAUGAGGUCGAAAGGGAAAUGCGGGCAAAAUGGACUUUUAGGUUCCUCAGCAGUUCAAAUUUCCCAAGACGUCAGGCAGUUAAGCCCUUGUGUUGUCCUCGGGUCAAAGUGUUUUUAUAUCCGAUUGCCCAAAAAUAACGUGGAUGGUUCCAUACAACGUUCUUCAGGUAAAAUGAAUGAUUACGUUCACUGAAUUUUUUGGGUGUUAUUUAAUCUUAUAGCGUUUUUUUUUUCUUAUUUGUUUCAAAACGGUAUCCGGACUAAACUUUGACACAUACCCAUCUGUGAUCCACUCAACAUCCUCUGAUCUUGACUAUUUGUCGAAAAUAAUUCAUUUCUGCCUUUUUAACUAAAAAGGUGUGUAAGUGACCGAAACAUUGGAAAAGCGCAAAAGAUUUCAACUGUGACCUGGAAGAACAAGUUUAUGGUUGACGGGAAGACAACGCAAGGGUUACACAAUAUCACAACCUGCUCUACUCCGCAUAUCACACGUUCUGUUAUUCAGUGUCAAUCAUUUAACCCUGUAACUUCUUUUGCUAACCUGAAAGUCACUUUUGUUUGAAUGCUGCUGUGUCAUCACACCUUUUUUAGUUUUUGAUUAGAUUUGAUCCUUUCAGGACUAAAAGGGGAGUGUUUGCUUUCUUUUUUGUUCAUGAUUCACUACAUCAGUAAAUAAACUACAGCUGAGAAGAGUUUGACAAUGUCAUGAAAUAAAUAUUG